GCCUCGGCGAGAUCAUCAGAAAACGCGAGCCAAAAGCCAUCGCAAACCCAGGAAGAAACGGUAAGCUGUUGCGCGGCAUGGCUUUCUACCGCGGCAGCGGCAUGGGCAUGGGUAUGGGCAUGGGCAUGGGUGGUGGGUCUUCGUCCUCGUGGGCGCCGGCGGCGAUGCCGCCGCCGCCGCCGCCGCCCAGCAGGCCGUGGACCAAGGCGGAGGACAAGGUGUUCGAGAGCGCGCUGGUGGCGAUCCCGGAGCACGUGCCGAACCGGUGGGCGUUCGUGGCGGCGCAGCUGCCGGGGCGCACGCCGCAGGAGGCCUGGGAGCACUACCAGGCGCUGGUGGCCGACAUCGACCUCAUCGAGCGCGGCCUGGUCGAGCCCCCCGAGUCGUGGGACGACGACGACGACGACGGCGCCGCCGGCGGCGGCGGCACCGUCGCGGCGGGGCGCGGCCGUCCCCGCGGCUCCGGCGGCGAGGAGCGCCGCAAGGGCAUACCCUGGACCGAGGAGGAGCACAGGAUGUUCCUGGAGGGGCUGGAGAAGUACGGGCGCGGGGAUUGGAGGAACAUCUCGCGGUGGUCGGUGAAGACGCGGACGCCGACGCAGGUGGCCAGCCAUGCGCAGAAGUACUUCAUCCGCCAGGCCAACGCCGCCACCCGCGGCGACAGCAAGCGCAAGAGCAUCCACGACAUCACCAACCCGUGAUGCGUCAUCCGUCGUGGACAAGGCACCAAGAAUCCGGUCCGGCCCGAGCCUAGCCGAUACCCGCCGCCCGUCGUCGUCGUCGCCGCCGCCGCCGUCUGCUCUCCCUCGGCCGUCCGCCCGUGCAAAUGUAUGUAGGGGAAAGGCGUGGCUCGGCUGGAACCUGCGAUUCGGAACCAGUAAUCUGUAGUAAACUAGCUGUGUGGUCGAAUAAAUCCUGUCUGUCCUCACCUCUGUCGUGUGUGUGUGGGUGACAUGUCAAGGAAGAAACAGAGUCAGUCAGUCAGUCAGUUCGGAAAGGGUUAUAGCAAUCCACCGCAUGGUUUUUUUUACCGCUUUCCUGUUU
This is a messenger RNA of Triticum urartu, 1044 nucleotides long. Its product is annotated as transcription factor DIVARICATA-like. NCBI's taxonomy places the organism in Eukaryota, Viridiplantae, Streptophyta, Magnoliopsida, Poales, Poaceae. Gene Ontology annotation, molecular function: DNA binding. The record is from RefSeq and is a predicted model, not a curated record.